Xiphophorus maculatus (southern platyfish) is the source of this 3828-nucleotide messenger RNA. RefSeq names its product 4-aminobutyrate aminotransferase (gene abat). Gene Ontology annotation, biological process: GABA catabolic process. Bases 293 to 1795 code for a protein of 500 amino acids. Gene Ontology annotation, molecular function: pyridoxal phosphate binding. The record is from RefSeq and is a predicted model, not a curated record. The transcript has 18 exons. Gene Ontology annotation, cellular component: mitochondrion. NCBI's taxonomy places the organism in Eukaryota, Metazoa, Chordata, Actinopteri, Cyprinodontiformes, Poeciliidae.
CGGUGCUCCCCUGGCAGUUAGGGACUCUCACUCAGACUCUCACUCGGUACCAACACGCCUCAGUCCCGCAGCGGUACACGCUGUCCUCCUGCUGGAGCUCAUCCCCGGUCCUGUUCUGUUCCAUCCAGGACUUCCGUCUGUCUGACGCCUUCAGGGCAUCUGGAGCAGGCCUUGUGCAGGGACAUUUAAGACGGUUGGAACCAGGAACUCAAAAUCAGCUGGUGGCUGAGUGAAGUCGGUCAGUGAGCGCCGUGUCAGCCGCUGUCGCUCUCCGCUCUGUGACUGUUUGGUCAUGGCGAGCUGCUUGAUCAGCCGUCAGCUGUCUCUCUGCGUGCAGAAGAACUUAUGGCUGAGCUCUGCAGGGUGCCGCUACGUCAGUAAGGCAGCAGCGAAGACGCAGGUGGAGUACGACUAUGAUGGACCCUUAAUGAAAACUACAGUUCCUGGGCCCCGAUCACAAGAGCUGACAAAACAACUGGGAGACAUUCAGAAUGUUGGUGCAGUCAACUUCUUUUGUAACUAUGAAGACAGCAGAGGAAACUACCUGGUGGACGUGGACGGCAACCGCAUGCUGGACAUCUACACUCAGAUCUCCUCCAUUCCGAUUGGUUACAACCAUCCUGCUCUGCUCAAGCUGAUGACCAAUCCCAACAAUCUGAGCACAUUCGUGAACCGACCUGCGCUGGGAAUCCUGCCGCCUGAGAAUUUUCCAGAAAAAAUCACUGAAAGUCUUCUCUCAAUCGCUCCCAGUGGAAUGACUCGUGUUCAGACCAUGGCCUGUGGCUCGUGCUCCAACGAGAACGCCUUCAAGUCCAUAUUCAUCUGGUACAGGAACAAGGAGCGGGGCCACAACACACCGUCUGAGGAGGAGCUGACCUCCUGCAUGACAAACCAGGGCCCAGGAUGUCCAGACCUCAGCAUUUUGUCUUUUAUGGGAGGUUUUCAUGGCAGAACCCUGGGCUGUUUGGCAACAACACACUCCAAAGUGAUUCACAAGUUGGAUAUACCGUCGUUUGAUUGGCCAGUUGCUCCGUUUCCCAGACUCAAGUAUCCGCUGGAGGAGUUCAGCCGAGAGAACGCUCAGGAAGAGGCCCGCUGUCUGGAGGAGGUGGAGGACUUGAUUGUGAAGUGGAGGCAGAAAGGGAAACCUGUUGCAGGAAUCGUUAUUGAACCGAUUCAGUCUGAAGGUGGAGAUAACCACGCCUCCCCAGACUUCUUCAGAAACCUCCGCAACAUUUCACGCAAGCAUGGCUGUGCUUUUCACGUGGAUGAGGUCCAGACCGGCGGCGGAUGCACGGGGAAGUUCUGGGCCCAUGAGCACUGGGGCAUGGACGACCCGGCAGAGGUCGUCUCCUUCAGUAAGAAGCUGCUGACGGGAGGCUACUACCAGAAGGACGAACUGCAGGCCGAUAAGCCGUACCGUAUUUUUAACACCUGGAUGGGAGACCCGUCCAAGAACUUGUUCCUGGUUGAGGUUCUUAACGUGAUCCGCAGAGAGAAUCUCCUGGAGGAAGUGGCCCGCUCUGGGAAGGCUCUGCUGAACGGCCUCUAUGAGCUGCAGGCUCAGUACCCGGGCCUGCUGAGCCGAGCUCGAGGACAGGGGACGUUCUGUGCCAUUGAUGUGCGGGACGCUGCCACGCGAGACAGACUGCUGUUGCAAGCCAGAGACAAAGGCGUGCUCCUGGGAGGAUGUGGGGACCAGUCCAUCCGUUUCCGUCCUGCUCUCGUCUUUAAGGAGUACCACGUCCACAUCUUCCUCAACAUCUUUAACGACGUCCUGGCUCAGUACAAAUAAAGGCCGCACCUGAAGGAACCGAAGCAGAACCUACAUAGGACAGAGUUAGGGAAUCUGGCUGUCGUGAUAAGCACAGAGAACAUGUUUUUUUUCAGUUUAAACAUCCAGAACCUGUUGGGUUCAUAACAUUUAAAACUGCAGUUUUCCUUAAAUAUUACAGAUACAUCCUUUUACCCGUGGAGCCAUGUAGACAGAGCCAGUAAGUCAUGCAGAGUUUGGACCAGAGGACCCAUUUUCAGAAUGAAGAUGCUUCCCUAAAAUAAAUCAGCUAAGAUAUUCUUUAUGUCAUUCAGCUGGGUUCAUGUUGGCCCACAGAGACUGAUCAGGCUGCCAGCAGACUGGAUGACGUCCCGGCAGACCCCCAGCACGCCCCUUAGCUGUUCCCCAGAAAUGCAAAGUAAACCACUCGGCUUAUUGGCCACCUCAGCCGGGUGGUGUUGGUGAAGCGCAUGAACAUGUUUUCCACCACGCAGCUGUUUCACAUCCUUUUAAUUAGCAUCCAGCGCUAACAGCUCAGAAACAAAUUCGUUUCCCGUUCACUGUUUACUUCGUGACCGUUCUGUGUCAUCACUUUUCGGGUUCUGGAUCUGACCUUCACCUGGUCUAAAGGACGGCGUUCGUUCUACAGGAAGACGCUGCAGAACGUCUGCAAAUAUUUGAAUAAGGAUGUGUGCGAUCCUGUAACAGAGUCCAAGCUGUAAAUGAUAAUGUAGCUGCAUGUUAAUAAGGCUGUCCCCAUCCUAAGCAUGAAGAACCAAAGUAUUUAGUGUGUUAGAAGAAAGGCUGAAUAUUGUCCUGAAUGCAGAACCCUGACAGUGAAAAGCAAACCAGCAGACUGCAUGUGGUUUAAUGCUGUCCUGUCUGGGAAUGACUCUGUUCAGCCUUGUUGGAGACAAACCUGAAUCCUAACACACUACGACAAUGUCUUAGGCUGCUUCAAGCAUGCCCAUAUUAUUCAAUUUAUGUUUCCCUUGACCACUUUUUCAUUUAAUAUUUCUUACAUCAACCUGUAAGAGUAAAACUGACUUCACAUUUAAUAAAGAUGUCACAGAUAUCCCAGUGAUACAACAGAUUCAAACUUUUCUAAGCAUAUUAAAAGGCCAAGUUGGCUUGUUUAAAGAUUCUCUACUUUUUUUUGCUUGUUUUAAUUACAAUGGUUAACAGUGCAAGUUCAGUAAGAAAAGCUUCUUAUUGUGGCUUAUCUGCGCAUAAUCUACAUGUGUCCAGAGAAAUGCAUGCUGGGUAAUUCUUAUAUCAGCAGAAAAAAGGUGGACAUGUUCAGGUGUGAUCUCUGUAGCUUACAUGAUGGACAAUCUCCUCAAACAGCACCAGCCAUGCGGUGACCACUCCACUGCAGAUGUUUGAUAUUCCUUUGGUGGCCACAAGAGGCAUACUAGAGCAAGUUUAUCCCACCCUAACGUCCUUAUUAUAGAGCUCAGAGGAAAUGUAGAGUUUUUCCUGAGGCAGAUGGACACAGGGCACAGAGACAGCACAGCUCUGGUCCCUGCUGAGUUAAAGCUGAGAAUUUGGAGCAGACCAGUUUCACAGCCGAACUGAUGUUCUGUUGUGUCCCUGAAUGUUUAAUGAAGCGCGUGUUAGGAAUGUGAACGGCUUCAUUUAAAGUGUAGCUACAGUUAAUUUUGUUACUACAGUUAAAUUAGAAUAAUAUCCAGUUAUAUACAUGAGUACAUGUUCAGUGGUUUUAUAACAGUCAUCCAUAAACUAUAUGCCAGUUAAUGUAACGUCUUAUAUUUAUUCCACAGGGUGAGUUUGGGUCAGGUUUUGCUGCGUGUGGGCAGGCUGAUGUCCAGCAUGGUGUUAGUGAUGACAACAGUACCUGUCUGUUUGUUGUCAGUCAGUAUUACACAGAGUCCCUGUGAUGACGUCCUUUUAAACAACAAGUCUAACUACUUGCACUGGUGAUCUGAGGUCUUGAUGUAAUUACUUUAGCUAUAACUGUUAUAACAAUAAUAACUGUUGUCUAUAAAACAUUCUGUCCUUGUAUUGUGACAAAUAAAUGCCAUUUUAAUUAA